Myodes glareolus (Bank vole) is the source of this 954-nucleotide messenger RNA. RefSeq names its product olfactory receptor 5B12-like. Lineage: Eukaryota; Metazoa; Chordata; Mammalia; Rodentia; Cricetidae. Gene Ontology annotation, molecular function: G protein-coupled receptor activity; olfactory receptor activity. Gene Ontology annotation, biological process: G protein-coupled receptor signaling pathway. Gene Ontology annotation, cellular component: membrane. The record is from RefSeq and is a predicted model, not a curated record.
AUGACUUUCAUGGAGAAUAUUUCAGAGGUGACUGAAUUUAUUCCUAUGGGGUUAACAAAUGCCCCAGAGCUUCAGGUCCCUUUAUUUAUCAUCUUCACUCUAAUUUAUUUAAUCACACUGGUUGGGAACCUAGGUAUGGUCAUGUUGAUUCUACUGAACUCCAGACUCCACCCUCCCAUGUACUUUUUCCUCAGUAACCUUUCCCUGGUGGACUUCAUUUAUUCCACAGCAGUCACUCCCAAAUUAAUGGAGGGGUUUCUCACAGAACACAAGGUCAUAUCCUACAAUGCAUGUGCUGCCCAGACAUUCUUCUUGAUAACGUUUGCCACUACUGAAUGUUUCCUUCUGGCUGCAAUGGCUUUUGUCCAUCAUGCAGCAGUGUGUAGACCUCUUCAUUACUCAACCUCCAUGAAGGGGACCACAUGUGUCUUACUUGUUACCUGUUGUUACGUCUAUGGAUUUCUUCAAUCCUCCAUCCAUGUUGCUUUUACUUUCCACCUCUCCUUCUGUCAUUCCAAUGUGAUUAAUCAUUUUUUCUGUGAUACCCCACCAAUACUUGCUCUGUCUUGUUCUGAUAUUCACAUGAAUGAUAUUACAGUUUUUACUUUGUCAGCAUUUGAUGUUGAUUUUGCACUAGUGAUUAUUUUGAACUCUUACAUACUUAUUUUCAUUGCUAUUUUGAGUAUGAGUUCAACAGAGGGCCGUAAAAAGGCCUUCUCAACCUGUAUAUCACACCUCACCACUGUUUCUCUCUUCUGUGGGACAAUCAUAUUCAUGUACUUACAGCCAAGCUCCAGCCAUUUCAUGGACAAAGACAAAAUGGCAUCUAUGUUCUAUACAACAAUCAUACCUAUGUUGAACCCUCUGGUCUACAGUCUGAGAAAUAAAGAGGUCAAGAAUGCAUUUAAGAAGAUUGCUAGAAAAGUACUCUUUUCAGUGGGCUUAGUAAAUUAA